CGCCAAUAGCCAAAGAGGCAAGAGAACCCCUCUGCUUCUUCCUUCUUCGCUUCCGUAGAUAGAGACUGAGAGAGGGGAACGAUGGUUCGCUUCAGCAAUAACCUUAUCGGGUUCCUGAACAUCAUCACCUUGUUGCUGUCGAUCCCCAUCCUGAGUGGAGGGAUCUGGCUGGGGCGGCGCGCCUCCACCGAUUGCGAGAAGUUCCUGCAGGGCCCCAUCAUCGCCAUCGGCGUCUUCCUACUCCUCGUGUCCAUCGUAGGAAUCGUCGGCGCUUGCUGCCGCAACUCCUGCCUCCUUUGGAUCUACCUCCUCGUAAUGUUCAUCCUCAUCAUCCUCCUUUUUUGCUUCACCAUCUUCGCCUUUGUCGUCACCAAUAAGGGCGCCGGGGAUGCGGUAUCUGGACGCGGGUUCAAGGAGUACCGCCUUGGUGACUACUCCAACUGGCUGCAGAAGAGGAUGGAGAACUCCAAGAACUGGCGGCGGAUUAGGAGUUGCAUCCAGGAUAGUGAUGUCUGCCAAAGCCUUCAAAAGAACGAGUCGUUCAACCAGUUCGUGAAUAAUAACCUCUCUCCUAUCCAGUCUGGAUGCUGCAAGCCUCCUACAGAUUGCAACUUCACAUACGUGAAUGAGACAUACUGGAAUAAACCUGCCGGCUUCACUUCAAGUGAUAUUCAAGACUGCAAUACGUGGAGUAACGACCAGUCUGCCCUGUGCUAUGACUGCCAAUCUUGCAGAGCCGGAGUCCUUGCAAACAUCAAGAAUGAUUGGAAGAAGGUUGCUAUAGUUAAUAUCAUUUUCCUGAUCUUUCUCAUCAUCGUGUACUCGAUUGGAUGCUGUGCCUUCAGGAACAACAGGAAGGACAAUUCUUACACAGGAUACAACAAAGCAUACCCUUGAAGAAUCUGGUUUAAGAGGAGACUGAAGAAGAAGGCAAAGAGUAUAGCAACAUGAUCAAGAGAGUCCAGUUGACCUUUGAUAUCUCCAUAAUUGAGAUACGCCAUUAAUAAAUGCUUUAGGAGAAGAUCGAGACGACCUUCUGUGUGGCCAUUGCAGAUGGCAAGAACCACACGAAUUUAUCAGUGCCAUUAGUCACCGACAAUCCACAGGCAUGGUGUGGUGCUAAGAAGUUCCACAUUUCUCUCAAAUAGUGUGGGUUCAAUUUUUACUUGGUAUGUGAAAUGUGAGUUGGAAUCGU
This is a messenger RNA of Zingiber officinale, 1195 nucleotides long. RefSeq names its product tetraspanin-7-like. The record is from RefSeq and is a predicted model, not a curated record. Gene Ontology annotation, cellular component: plasmodesma; plasma membrane. The transcript has 3 exons. Gene Ontology annotation, biological process: auxin-activated signaling pathway. Lineage: Eukaryota; Viridiplantae; Streptophyta; Magnoliopsida; Zingiberales; Zingiberaceae. Bases 82 to 897 code for a protein of 271 amino acids.